CGAGAGUUUGUGUUGACGUCAUGGGCAGCGAGGUGUCGGCGACGGAGCUGGAGAUGAAAGAUGCCGAGGCGCAAGGUGGCUGUUCGACGUCCAUCGGAACUGCUGUGUACCAGCUCUCCACUCCGUAGGACAGCAGUGUUGGCACGCAUUGAUCUGUCUUUCAGUGCAAGUAGCCAGUGGGCAAGUUGCGUGCGUGCACUUAAUUGGAUUCGACUGGCUUUUUUUUUAUCCUUGUGUCGUUGAAGCUCGGGAAGCAGGCACGUACAUAAAUCCCAAGCAAAGAGCAAGCGGAGAGCUAAAUUGUUGCUGUGCUUGGUUGGAACAGCAUCCGUGAGCAUUAACACAGGUAGCAGUCUACAGCAGCACUUAGCAUAAAUAAAGAGGAUUAACCAGAAACGGGUAUACCCGGAUAGAUUACC
Messenger RNA from Ectocarpus sp. CCAP 1310/34, 419 nucleotides. The record is from the annotation of a GenBank genome assembly. Lineage: Eukaryota; Phaeophyceae; Ectocarpales; Ectocarpaceae.